CACAUCUCUACUCACUGCCUGUAGACAUGUGGCUGGUUCUUCUCCUCCUGCUGUGUCUGAGCCCUGCAGCCCUGAACCAGGAGACUGGCAGCUGCUCCCAACCCCAGCCCCUCUGCUGCCUUGGAACAAAUGACCACUGCAAGAGAGGAAGCUGUUACUGCGAUGAAUUCUGCCAUGUGCUAGCAGACUGCUGCCCAGACCGCCAUUCCCUCUGCAACCUCGAUAAAUCACAUGCAGGCUCUUGUCCACCCCAGGCAGAGCCGAAUGCUGUGAUUGACAGAGCUUCUCAGAAUACCAAGAUGGUGCUGCAGAUGGUGCUGAGGACAGAGAACCCACCAAGCCCUGCCAGAAGCAAUUUAGACUGGAUGCAGAACAUGGUCCAGGAGCUUCUCCAAACCAGCCUCCCAGGGAUGCUCCUCUCCGUCUCUGUGAAGGGAAUCAAGAAGAAAGCCUGACACAUCCCCUGAAGCUCCUCCCCGGGGCCGUGGAGCAGAGCUCACCAUGCCCACCUGAGCCUGCUGGGCCUGGUGGCGCUUGCCCUCUCAGCUGCCAUCCUGUGUGCUUCUACAUUCGUUCAACCAGAGGAAAACAGAAAUCUGCAAUUGUUGUAAACACAUUUAAAUGUGCAUAGACUCAGCCAUACAAAUGAUAAAACAUUAAGUUGGUACAAUCAUUGUUUUGUGACGGUUACAGUGAAUCUAGCAAACAUUUCUUCAAAGUAGAAAGUAAGAACCUAGCAUCCCUUUGGCUAAGUAAUUCAUGCUCCUCUUUUCAAUAUUCCUUCCCAGGCACCAUAUUAUUGUCUGUAAGUCCCGCAAUAGCUUGGUCUGAGUCCUGUAACCUCAUACCCACCUCCCUCUUCCCAGGGUGAAAGGAGAGGCAGAGGACCUUCCUCUGGUGGGCUGGAACUGGUCUCCCAGAGGUCUCUUCUUGUGAGGAUUUCAAAGCUCCAAGAGGGUGAUACCAGGGGGCUUUGGGGCCUGCUGAGCCCAUCACCUUCCCUCCCAGACCUGCUCUUCCUCCUGUUCUGUGAAUGGUUCUCUGCCCUACGGCUUCCUGGACUCUAGACAUCAAGCUCAUUUUUUAGGUUUCUCUGCCCCUGGCCUUCCUCUGCAAAGUGCCAAGUCUUUCUAGUUCUACUUUACAACAUGGUUUACAUCUGCUCCCCUUUUAGUCCACUGCCAAAGUCCCAGGUCACAGACUCCUGACUGGGCCUUUAGCCCUGGACUUUCCCCAAACAGGUCUCUGCCCACAUUGUACUGCCCAAAGCAGAGCUCUGGUGUUGCUAGUUCCCUACUCAAAAACCAUCCCUGCCUUCCUGUCAUCUCCAGAACAAAGGCCAACCUUCCACUCAUGGUGUGCAAUGUCCCCCACAACACAGUCCCAAGACACAUUUUGGAUUUGUCUCCUGCUGGUCCCCUUCCCUUCUCUAUGUUCCAACUGAAUGGAAAGACGCAUUAACCCCAUCCAAGCCUCACUCUAAACCCUUGCUAAUCUGAACACUGGUUUCUAAGUAAAUGAUUAUAGCAUAGGAGGUCCUAUCAGGACAGAGCCCAGUUAUUGGCUAAGGGGUCUGUUUUAGUUUAGUUUCUCUGAAAGCAGAACCUAAAUAAUUUAUUUAGGAACACAAUCCCAAGGAGUAGGGUUGACAGAAAGGGGCAGUGAAGCUGGGAACAAGGGAGAGCCAGUACAAAGAUGUGUUGCCCAGCUGACCCCUUUGUCUGACUGGUGGUUGGAUCCUGUGGGACCUUCUAAGAAGUCUUAUGAAAUGUGCUUGAGAGCCACCUGUCUCAGAUGGCAUCAGUCCAUCAACUCCCAUUUCCAUGGUUUAUGGGUUGAUCUAUAGGUGGCUAACUCUCCCAGUUCUUAGUUGCUGGUGUGUGAGAGCUGAGCAGCUCCCAGAAGCCUUCCAAGCUUUGGUGUCAGGGAAACCCUAGGGCAGAGAGCAAAUGGCACAUGGCAAGACACUUCCUGGUCACUCCUGGGAAAUUGGUCUCUGCAGCAGUGGCUGGAGUAGGAUGUGAGGCCAAGAGGACUUGAAGUGAUGCACAAAAGGGAUCCCUCCCGCAGGCUUUCAGAAACACUUGUUUCUUGCCUUCAGCUCUUCCAGGUGCAGCCUCUCCUACCCAGGGACAAAGAAGCCUGGGGGAGAGACAGCCCUGGGCCCUGCUUGGGUGAGCCCCACUCAUGCUUCCAGAGCCUGAGAUUUCCCUUCCUUGCCAUUAGGUUUUUCAGGCAGGGCCCUGAGGCGUGGCCUGUCUGGUUGGGAUCAUCCUGUGGGCCUUGUAGAGAGCCCAGAGAUGCUGACUUGUGGGCUCAUUGCCCUCUCUUGGCUCAGUGCUUAUUCUCCUUCCAAAUGCCCAGAAACUACAUCUCCUCCUUCUUCUGUCUCCCCUACAUCAUCCCCCUACCCCAGUCUGUAUCCCCAGAGUUAGGUGUAUCCAAACUGAAGAGACUGUUUCUGAGACGUUCCAAUACUAGCAGAGGCUCCUCUCUAGUUGCGUGUGCAUGUGUGUGCACAUGUGCAUGCAUAUUUUAUUUCUACCUGCCUUCCAUCCUCCCUCCCUAUGUCCUCCAGAUAUCUUCCUUGUGAAAAUCAUUUCCCAGGCAGCAGCAUACCCCUGAGAAAGCAGAGGAUUUGUGUAAUGCAAGUUUAGUUACACUGGGAAACCCACAUCCACAAGAAUAUCUAAAAUUAAAAGGACCGAUGAUACCAAUUGUUGAUGAGAAUGUGGAGAAACUGGAAUGGCAGUUGUCAUGGUAUAAGUUGGCACAAUCAAUUUGGAAAACUGUUUGAUGCUAUGUAUUAAAACUAAACACAUCUAUAUCCAAAGACCCAGCAAUUCCACUGCUGGGUAUAUAUACCCAAGACAUAUAUAUAGUCAGGUAUAUUCAUAGCAGAAUAGUGAAAAACUGGAAACAAUCUAGAUGUCCAUCCAUAAGAAAAUGCAUAAAUAAAUUGUGGUAUAUUUAUACAGUGGAAUACUACCCCAAAACAAAAAAGAAUGAAGUACUGUUAUACAUAACAUGGGUGAGUCUUGCAAGCAUAAUGUUAAGAGAAAGAAGCCAGAGUAUAAAAAAGAAUAUAAAUGCUUAAUUCCAUUUAUAUAAAGUUCAAAAACAGGCAGAACUAAUCUAUGGUGAUACAGGUAAGAAUGGUGGUUUGGGUGGUGGGUGGGGUGGAUAUUGACUGGAAGGGAACUCAAGGAAACCUGUUGAGGUGCUGAAAAUGUCCUAUAUUAUUAUUUGGGUGGCGGAUACAUCCUGGGUGUGUACAUAUGUAA
Molecule: messenger RNA, 3284 nt
Organism: Hipposideros armiger (great roundleaf bat)
Lineage: Eukaryota; Metazoa; Chordata; Mammalia; Chiroptera; Hipposideridae
Product: somatomedin-B and thrombospondin type-1 domain-containing protein-like
Exons: 4
Coding region: 27-455 (142 amino acids)
Source: RefSeq, a predicted model, not a curated record